Ectocarpus sp. CCAP 1310/34 is the source of this 533-nucleotide messenger RNA. The record is from the annotation of a GenBank genome assembly. Lineage: Eukaryota; Phaeophyceae; Ectocarpales; Ectocarpaceae.
GUGACGACGUGGACGGCUGCAUGGGCGUCAUGGCCAACACCAGCGGCGACAAAAGCUUGACCACCGAGGACCCGUACGUGCGGGCCGCCCUCAAGAGAGCCAUCGUCGAGCUGUACGACACCUACCACCGGCUUCUGUCGUGCAAGGUUGGCGAGGCCGGGGUGGCUUGUUGCUUCUUGCUCUCAAAUUGCUGCACGAUGGACGGUGCGUGAUACUUGUCGAGGAGGGAUGAGGCUCCGAACCGUGAGAGGCCCGCCUCAAAUGCCUGGGUGCUGGUUAUGUUUCCCCCCGCAUUGGGGGGGAUACUAGCUUAUGUCGGAACACCCCUGUCGUACAGUACGUUCCCAAGUAUAUUCUGAGUGCGUGUUAGCUUCCCCUAGGGUGCGUCAAUGAAUAAAUUUGUGUUACGGGCCGUUCCGUGUAAGAUUGCCCCGAAGCGUGUUUCGGGGGGCGUUGUGCUGGGCAGCCUCCCUUGGGUUGGAAACAAUCCUCAGACUGAUGCAACACGCUGCCGUGUUGCUCCAUCCACGCUG